Molecule: messenger RNA, 963 nt
Organism: Perognathus longimembris pacificus (Pacific pocket mouse)
Lineage: Eukaryota; Metazoa; Chordata; Mammalia; Rodentia; Heteromyidae
Product: olfactory receptor 7A10-like
Exons: 1
Coding region: 94-963 (289 amino acids)
Biological process (GO): G protein-coupled receptor signaling pathway
Cellular component (GO): membrane
Molecular function (GO): G protein-coupled receptor activity; olfactory receptor activity
Source: RefSeq, a predicted model, not a curated record
CCACAAAAUUCUACCCACAUCUCAGAAUUUAUUCUCCUGGGACUUUCAGAGGAACCAGAACUGCAGCCCUUCUUCUGUGGCCUCUUCCUGACCAUGUACCUGAUCACUGUGCUUGGGAAUCUGCUCAUCAUCCUGGCCUCCAUCUCUGACCCUCAUCUGCACACACCCAUGUACUUCUUCCUCACCAACCUGUCCUUCGUGGAUGUCUGCUUCACCUCCACCACUGUCCCCAAGAUGAUGCUCAACAUACACACACAUAGCCAGGCCAUCAGCUAUGCAGGCUGCAUUGCCCAAAUUUAUUUCUUUGCAUUUUUUGUCACCUUGGACAACUUCCUCCUGGGGGCAAUGGCCUAUGACCGCUUCGUGGCCAUCUGUCACCCCCUGCACUACACAGUCAUCAUGAGCCCCCGGCUCUGUGGGUUGAUGGUGUUGGUGCCCUGGAUCAUAAGUGCCCUGGAUUCUUUGUUACAAAGCCUCAUGGUGCUGCAGCUGAAGUUCUGCGAGGCACUGCAGAUCCCUCAUUUUUUCUGUGAACCUAAUCAGUUGGUCCACCUCGCAUGUUCUGACCCUUCCCUUAAUAAUAUAGUGUUGAAUGUAGGAGCUGGAUUACUGGGUGGUGUUCCUCUGGCUGGCAUCCUCUGUUCUUACUCUAAGAUCAUGGCCACCAUCUGUAAAAUCUCAUCAGCCCGGGGGAAGUACAAGGCCUUUUCCACCUGCAUGUCUCACCUCUCUGUGGUCUCCUUGUUUUACUGUACAGUCCUGGGUGUGUACCUCAGCUCUGCAGUGACUCAAAACCCACACUCAACAGCCACAGCCUCUGUGAUGUACACAGUGGUCACCCCCAUGCUAAACCCCUUCAUCUACAGCCUAAGGAACCAAGACCUCAAGAAAGCACUGAGAACACUCAUGGAGAGAGCGAUGACAAAACUAACCCUGAUCCAUGGCUUAAAGCCGUACUCUUGA